Messenger RNA from Prunus mume (Japanese apricot), 1384 nucleotides. The record is from RefSeq and is a predicted model, not a curated record. Lineage: Eukaryota; Viridiplantae; Streptophyta; Magnoliopsida; Rosales; Rosaceae.
CCCGUAUAGAGUUUAUGCCUGCAAGCGGUCACUCACACUCGCGCCAUACCAGUCACUCUCUUCUAAGCUUCAGAAGCCAUGAAAGCACCAAGCUUAUGCUAACCUAAUCAGGACCACAAUGCUCAGAUAACAUCUCCAAUUGCCUGAAAUCACACCCCCAACCCCAGAAAAAUGAGAUAUUUACGGUUCAUUUCCCCGCAUUUUUCUCGUAUUCACAAAACCCUAAACCCCCAAAGCCCUCCUCUAUCCUCUCUCCAAUCAAAGUCCCAGAUUAGUUCUCAUUUCGUGUGCAAUUACACCACCGCUGCACCGGAGCAACGGCCACCUCCGUCCGAGACGGUAUCGGCGAUCGCGGAUGAGAUCUCGGCCCUGACUUUGCUCGAAGUCUCGGACCUCACGGAGGUUCUGAGGGAGAAAUUGGGCAUAAAGGAGAUGCCAGUGAUGGCGAUGAUGAUGCCGGGGAUGGGAUUUGGCGGUUUGAAAGGCGCCGGCAAAGGUGGUCCGGCGGCGGCUAAAGGCGAGGAGAAGGUGGAGAAGACGGCUUUUGAUGUAAAGCUCGAUUCUUUUGAUGCUGCAGUAAAGAUCAAAGUGAUUAAGGAGGUGAGGACGUUUACGAGUUUGGGGCUGAAGGAGGCCAAGGACUUGGUGGAGAAGGCGCCUACGCUGUUGAAGAAGGGGGUUACAAAGGAGGAGGCAGAUUCGAUUGUCGCGAAGAUGAAGGAAGUUGGUGCCAAAGUUUCUAUGGAGUGAGGGGGAGAGAAGAAUGUAGAAGUUCAACGUUCAGGUGGCAAAUUGUUAAAAAAUGUAGAGUAGCAAAUUAGUGGUUCAUCACACUGGAUGUGCAAUUGACAUAGUCUCAUAGAAGACUACUGGAGAUCUUCAUGAUGCAAAGCAAUCUUUAGUAGAACUGCUUUGCUUAUCUUUCUUCGAGUUAGAAUAAUGUAUUUGCGGAAGCUUUGUUUCAUUUUUUUUUUUAAACAAUCAAUCCUUUCAGUUACUUCAUUACUUUUACAAACCAACAGUUGUAGACCUAGCAUUUUGAUAAUAGGUUCACAGAGUUGAGGUUUAUGAUAUGUACUUUGCAUGUUUCUCCAAACCAAAGAUAUUCCGACUGCCAAGAACAUUUUUACAACUUGACCUUGAUCCAUGUCUACACCUCAAAUUAUAACCUGAUCCAACCUAGAGAAAUGCCAUUGACUUUGUAGACCUUUUCAUGCUGCAGUGAGCUCAACUUUGUCCUGUUCUUGAACAAUGUCUGCAAUCUGGCAACCUUCUCGAAGUGAUCACAAAACAAGGCUUUUCAGUUUGGGCAUUCCCGAACGCCCACAGGGAUCUUCAUUACCAUUCAUCAAUGGGAAGGCGUGUUCUUCUGCGUCACAUUUCU